AUGCAAGAGAGUCCGAGAGAUACUGAGAUCAAGCUGAGGGAGGGAGAGGCCAGGGAAGAAGAGAAAGAAUGGCUGCAGGAGGACCACGGCUCAGCCGUGAAGACCUCAGCAGCAGCUGCAGUGAGCCCACAGCCCGACGGGAAGGGGAAGGGGGCCCCACCUGCAGGGACAGCCCCGCUACUGAGCCCACCCCAGCCCCCGGAUCUGGGUCCAUGACCCAAAGUGGGUGACCUUCUUCCUGGGCACUACAGGCUGGUGUUCUUCGAACAGGAGAACUUCCAGGGCUGACGAGUGGAAUUCUCAGGAGAGUGCUUGAACCUGGGAAGCUGUGGCUUCGAGCAGGUCACCUCCAUGGUCCCUCUUAUGUCCAGUUGGGUGGCCUUUGAACUGUCCAACUUCUGAGGAGAGACGUUUGUCCUGGAGAAAGGAGCGUACCCAGCCACCGCUCGCAACAGGCUGAUGUCCUUCUGGCCAGUCAGGAUGGCGAGAGUGGAGCACAAGAUCUGUCUGUUUGAGGGUGCCGAUUUCAAGGGCAGCACCAUAGAGGUCCAGGAGGAUGACGUGCCCAGUCUCUGAGUCUAUGGCUUCCGGGACCGAGUGGGCAGUGUGCGGGUUUCCAGGACCCUGGCUUCUUGUCCACGGAGGUUCUUCCCAGCCCAUCACUCUCUGCGCACUAGCAAGCCCUUUGUGUGGAUGCGGCUGGUCGGUGCCAUGGACAGCGGAGGGGACGCCCAGUCCUGCGCCAGCCUCACAAUCGCGCUGAGGUUUGCGCUCACCGAUGCAGCCACUGUCUGGGUUGCCUAUCAGUAUCUGGGCUAAUGUGGGUACUAGUCCCUUCUGGAGCAUGGGCACUUCUGGCACUGGAAUGAGUAGGGGGCCUUCCAGCCACAGAUGCAAGCCAUGUGCUGCCUGUGAGACAGGCAGUGGCACCCGGAGAAGGGCAGCAGCCCCGCCCUAGUGCCCAAGGUGUCCAAGUGA
This is a messenger RNA of Echinops telfairi (small Madagascar hedgehog), 978 nucleotides long. It is a transcript of the gene CRYBB1, whose product is annotated as crystallin beta B1. NCBI's taxonomy places the organism in Eukaryota, Metazoa, Chordata, Mammalia, Afrosoricida, Tenrecidae. Gene Ontology annotation, molecular function: structural constituent of eye lens. The record is from RefSeq and is a predicted model, not a curated record. Gene Ontology annotation, biological process: lens development in camera-type eye; visual perception.